Messenger RNA from Insectozyma verbasci, 777 nucleotides. NCBI's taxonomy places the organism in Eukaryota, Fungi, Ascomycota, Pichiomycetes, Serinales, Debaryomycetaceae. The record is from the annotation of a GenBank genome assembly.
AUGUCUAGUAAUAAGUUAAAAAUACUUGUACCUGUUAAAAGAGUUAUAGAUUAUGCUAUUAAACCAAGAAUAAAUAAACAAAAUACUGGUAUUGAAUCAAAGGGUGUUAAGUUUUCAAUUAAUCCAUUUUGUGAUAUUGCGUUAGAAGAAAGUCUCAAAAUUAGAGAAGCAAAUAAGGAUUUAGUUGAGUCAAUACAUACAGUUUCAAUUGGUCCAUUGAAAGCACAAGAUGUUUUAAGAACUACUCUUGCAAAAGGAGCAGAUAAAUCAACGCUUAUUCAAAUUAAAGAUGAUGAAGAAGUUGAACCUUUACAAGUUGGAAAAAUUUUAAAAUCAAUAAUUGAAAAAAACGAUUAUAAUUUAAUUAUAUUAGGUAAACAAUCAAUUGAUGAUGAUUCAAAUCAAACUGGUCAAAUAUUAGGUGGUUUAUUAAAUUGGUCGCAAGCUACAAAUGCGUCAAAAGUUAAAAUUAAUACUGAUAAUACUGUAGAAGUUACAAGAGAAAUAGAUGGUGGUGAAGAUGUCUUAAAAAGUAAAUUACCAUUAAUUAUUACAACUGAUUUAAGAUUAAAUGAACCAAGAUAUGCUUCAUUACCAAACAUAAUGAAAGCUAAAAAAAAACCAUUGGAAAAAUUAACACCAAAAGAUUUAGGUAUUGAAAUUGAAAAUAGGUUACAAAUAUUGAAAAUUGAAGAACCACCAAAAAGACAAGCUGGUAUAAAAGUUGAAAAUGUUGAUCAAUUGGUUGAAAAAUUAAAACAAGUCAAAGCUUUAUAG